Messenger RNA from Cylicocyclus nassatus, 1781 nucleotides. The record is from the annotation of a GenBank genome assembly. Lineage: Eukaryota; Metazoa; Nematoda; Chromadorea; Rhabditida; Strongylidae.
UAAGAGUGUUCCUUAGAUUUGUUGCCGUUUACUAUACAAGAAUGAGACGAAAAAACGGCUAAGACUGCAAAUUCAUACAAUCGAUGCUGUUCACCACAGCGCUGAGUUAUUUUCUGAUCUCAUGGAGUUCGGUGUUUCUACUCGAUUAUGUGCUACGAAUCAAAAAUUUCACACCAUACGUGAAUUUUGCCAAUAAGUAUGGAUUGGAGGUUGCACCGUUUCAGUUACGUUUCUACACCUCCCGUUAUGCUGACGGUGCAUACCUGACAGCUACUAAGGAGGUUCCAACCAGCCGAAUGUUCAGAUCGUUAUGGUUUUCUGUUGGAGCAUUUUCAGCGCUUGUUUGCCUCGUUGGGAUCUCCAUGUAUCUGACACAUCUUCUCUAUCGAGAUGUUUCUUUCCUCCUGUCUUUGCGGCCAAAAGUAGCACCUUACCGUUCCGCACACCCAAUGGCGGCCAUACUCCGUACAGAGAUAUCGACUCCUGAUGAUCUUCCUCCAUCACCGACGGAGGAAUUCGAUGUGCUGGAUGCAUCUGAUUCGGAAACAGGUCUUGUGCCAAUCAUACCCGGAGUAAACUUACCGUGGAGUCAUAUACCUAUAUUCAUGGUUGUCUUGGCCACAGCAGCUAUCAUACACGAGCUCGGCCAUUCAUCAGCAGCAAAGACUUACAAUGUACGUGUUAAUGGUUUUGGAAUAUUUUUAUUAGGGUUGUAUCCAGGAGCGUUUACGGACAUUGAUCCAGAAUCCUUGCGACGUAGUCACCCUCGCCACCGUCUUGAAAUAUUUGGAGGUGGUAUUUGGCACAAUCUCAUACUAGCUGGUAUUGCAUAUCUAAUGUUUCUAUGGACCCCAUACUUUCUGUCUCCAUUUUUUGCACAAGGCAAUGGUGUGACCGUGACAGGUGUUGAUUCACGUUCUGGUUUAUAUGGCGUCGGUGGUUUGUCAGAAGGAAAUGUUGUUUUGUCUAUCGAUGAUUGUGCGAUAAGGAAGCAAGAAGAUUGGCGGAAAUGUGUACGACAUCUGGAAAAGGAAAAACACGGACAGUGUGUUCCUCGUUCUGCUGUGGAAGCAUCCCUGGCGACUAAAACAUCCAUGUCUGUGGACGAGUUGCACUGCUGUGACGAUUUUACAAAUAUAACGCAAGCGCAUAUGUGCUUUGAGUCUAUGCUUGACGUAACCACCAAAGAGUAUGUUACCAAAGCAAUAUCGCUGAACAGCGUGCUACGUGUUGGAACAGUUGGACCAGUCCAGGAAGUGGCACAUGAGAAACGAAGGCGCAGGAAGCAUUUCAGUUGCCUUUCGGCACAAUAUGUUACCUCACAGCCCACCUGUAACAAGACCACUGAUUGUGCUAGGAGCGCUGAAGGAGGCGAGCAAAUUUGCGUUUUCCCAGCAUUGUUUAAUGGGACGCAGUUGGCUCGGAUAAAAGUUAAAGAUCAUCAAAGACCGGUGUUAUACGUGGGUGACUUAGAUGAGUUGAUCACAUAUGUAAGAAUCGAUCCAUUGGUGGCUAGGACUACACUUGUACCGCACCACUGGGCCGAAACAGUAGAGCUUGUGCCGAAGUACCUGUUCACCUUGUCACUAGCCCUGGGUCUACUCAAUAGUGUGCCUUGUUAUGCUCUUGACGGACAGUACAUUGUAAUCACCUCGAUUAAUUGGGCGUUUAGGAUGUUUGCUAGACGACGGCGGCAACAGCUGAUUUCACUGAUUCUCACAUUGGGAACUUUUCUUCUCGUCGCGAACGUCAUUGUAGGUUUCGUUAAAAUGGCUAUCUAA